AUGGAGUCUGAGAAUAGAUCAACAUCAUACAGAAGAAGAAGAAGUGGGAGUGAGCUAUUCAUAUGCUUCACAUCAAGAAACUCAUCAUCUGUAAAGGUAUGUUCAAAAUCAGCUCAAAGUCCAGGAAGAAACAGUGGAAAGUUUAGUAAUUCAUCGUCUUCAUCAUUGUCCUGUUCAUUGAGUAGGAGAUUAAGAAGUAAUGGUAGUAUCAAAGGGUCACCCAUGUUUCCAACUGGAAGUCAAAAGAAAAAGGGUGCAUCUUCAGAAACAACAACAGCAGCAGCAGAACCAUCAUCACCAAAAGUUACAUGUAUUGGUCAAGUCAGAGUGAAAACAAAGAAACAAGGUCAGAAAUUUAGGAAGAAGAAGUCUAAAAGAAGAGAUGUGAGUUUUAGAAAAACAGAUGAUGGGAGUUUCCAUUCACAGCCAUUACAACAGCAGCAGCAGCAACAAGAGUGUUUACCACAUAGGAGUCAGAGGUGGGUUCAUCUUCCAUUGUCUAUUUGUGAUGCUUUGAGAGCUUUUGGGGCUGAGUUUAGUUGUUUGUUGCCUUGUAAGCCUUCUUGUUUGACAAGGAGAAUGAAGAAGAGAAGGCAACCUAGUAGUACAGAAAGGAAUACUAGUUCUUGUAGGCAAAUUUUUGAGAAAUGGGUUAUGACUAGUUUACAUGAAAGUGAACAUCAAAGUAGAGAUAAUCAUAAUAAUAAUAAUAAUGAGACAGAGUUAGUGGUGAGUAGAAGAGAAGAUGGAAUUAGAAGGGAGAGAAGAGAAGAAAUGGUUGGUGAGAUUGAGAUCCACAUCUCAGAAGAGAAAAGGGUUAGCAUCUGUAAUGAGGAGGAAGAAGUAGAAGCAGAAGAAGAGGAGGGAAGAGUUAGUAUUUGCAUUCCACCAAGAAAUGCUUUGUUAUUGAUGAGAUGUAGAUCUGAGCCUUUAAGAAUGUCUGCUCUUGCAAACCAUUUCUGGGAAUCUCCUGUAAAGGAUAAGAAAGAAGAGGAGGAUCUUCACCCAAGCAAACAAGUACUAGUUGCAGAAGAAGAUGAUGUUAGUGAUAGUGAUAGUGAUGAAGAGGAGGUUGAAGAUGGAGAAGAGGAUAAGGAUAGUGAUGAUGAUGAAGUUGAAGAUGAAACUGAAGUGAAAUUACAGCUCAUACAUCCUAAAGAAGAUAAGCUGUUGAAAAAUGAAGAAAGUACAGACAUUUCCUUGGAAGAACAUCAUGAAGAGGAAAAUCAAGACAAUGCAGAAGAACUAAUGGUGAAAAAGAUAGAAGAAGAUGUAAAUGAAAGUGGGUUUUCUGCUAUUGAGCCUCUUAAAGAAGAAGAAGAAGAAGAAGAGCAUGAGAUUCUCACAAUAGAGGAAAAUGAAGAAGAACCCAGAUUGCAAAUGCCAGAAGAAAAAGAAUUGGUAGUUGAACUGAAGGAAGAAAGAAUUGAAAAGGAAGAAGUAGAAGAAGUUAAAGAAAGGGAGCAAAUCCCAGAAGCAGAACCAGUAAAAGUGGUUGAUUUUGAAGAAAAGGUCAACAAUGCAACUGAAGAUAAAGCUACAAAUCCCAGAACUUCUGUAGAAAAAAGAGGUACAAUGAAAAUUAACAAUCGAAAGAAUAGCAAAGAAGAAGAAUUACCUGAUUGUUUGUUGUUAAUGAUGUGUGAACCAAAAUUAUCAAUGGAGGUUUCAAAAGAAACAUGGGUGUGCAGUACAGAUUUCAUCAGAUAUAGACCUGAAAGAAGAGUGGUUCAAAACAAUGGUGGUGGAGGAGGAGAUCACGAUCACUCUAAGAAAAGAAACAGUACUGAUUCAAAGGGUAGACACAGUCUUGAUUCAAAAAAUAGACUCAGUACUGAUUCUAAAAGUAGGCUAAGUACUGAUUCUAACCCCGGUAAUGGUCGUCCACCACACCAUAGCAAACAUCAGAAACCACCAACACCUCCUAGAAGAUCUAUCUCCAAACCUACACCACCACCUUCAGUUGCUAAAUCUACGAAGCCAGCACCACCACCUGCUAAACUUAAGCCACCAGUUGAAGUUUCUGCAACACCAUCCGCAAUGGCGAAGGUGAUCGAACAGAAAUUAGUAAAUGCUGUAGCAUAUGAACCCUUAGUGCUGACUAGAUGUAAUUCAGAGCCAAUGAGGUCUUCAGCUAAGCUAGCUCCAGAAGCUUGUUUCUGGAAGAAUAUGAAGCUUGAACCACAUACUCAAGGUCCUCCAAAUCUUGGUGUUGGCGCAGCUGCUGGUAUUGGCUUCUAA
Messenger RNA from Papaver somniferum (opium poppy), 2241 nucleotides. RefSeq names its product calponin homology domain-containing protein DDB_G0272472-like. Lineage: Eukaryota; Viridiplantae; Streptophyta; Magnoliopsida; Ranunculales; Papaveraceae. The transcript has 2 exons. Bases 1 to 2241 code for a protein of 746 amino acids. The record is from RefSeq and is a predicted model, not a curated record.